This is a messenger RNA of Stegodyphus dumicola, 6449 nucleotides long. It is a transcript of the gene MAPk-Ak2, whose product is annotated as MAP kinase-activated protein kinase 2. The record is from RefSeq and is a predicted model, not a curated record. NCBI's taxonomy places the organism in Eukaryota, Metazoa, Arthropoda, Arachnida, Araneae, Eresidae. Gene Ontology annotation, molecular function: protein kinase activity; ATP binding. Gene Ontology annotation, biological process: protein phosphorylation.
AAGAAAGAAACAUCUGAAAGCCUUCAGAUUUUUUUUCCCUAAUUUUUAAUUAUUUUGCAAAUGGAUCACAGAGAGCUGACCAUUUCUGAAGCACUGAAAAUGCUAAGGAAUUGCAUUCAUAUAGUGAAGCCCCACAGCUCCCGGUACAUGUGCAAAAUAUGCAGUGUUGGGUUGCGCUUCUUCAAAGGUGGUGUCACUUGCUUCGAAAAGUAUCAUGGGGGGGAAGGAGGAAAUUGUAAAUAUGAAGUGUAAAUAUCAUAUAAGCCAAGUUACCUUUUUCUUUAUUUACAUACAUGCAUUCAUAUAUAAUGAAGUGCUUUUUGGAGAGGGGGAGAAGUAGAGUAGCAGGCCUUCCCAUGCUGCUCCCUGGCUAAUGCUGAAUCUGAUACGGUAAUCAGAGUCUAGUUUUUCUUUUAAUUGUUGGCAAAAUGUUUUACUCAAUUAUGUGCUUCCCAGCAGUGUUCGCUUCAGCACUCUUUUCAAAGCUUCAUUUAUUCAGUGACACCACUUUGGGCACACCCACAAAAUUAAACUGUUAAAUGGUAUCUUUACAAAAUUUCACCUGUGUACUCCUCUAGGCCUGAUUAGACACUGGCCACUUUUUGGGGGGAGGGUGUUGAAAUUCCAACUUUAAAAGGUAGUGUGCCAGGAAGGUUAUGUAUAACUGUAUUAAAAAUUUGUCUUGUCUGUAUAAAAUUUAAACUGUAAAUAAAAAAUGAUUUUGAUAUAUUUUAGGUGAUAUAUCUGGGAUUAUUCAAAAUUGUACAUUAUUAGUGAACUGAAAAUUUGUAUUGUUGAAAUGUUGCUCUUGGUAAUGUUAUUGUCAUAGGAAAUCAGUAUAAGAGAUUAUUUUGUCAUAAAUGUUUUGAUAAUUUUUAGCAUGGAAGGAGGUGAGCUCUUUCAACGAAUACAAGACAGAGCAGAAGGUGCAUUUACAGAAAGGGAAGCUGCAGAAAUUAUGAGAGAAAUUUGCAUUGCUGUUGCUCAUCUACAUCGUAUGAACAUUGCUCACAGAGAUCUGAAGCCAGAAAAUUUGUUGUAUUCAAAACCAGAUCCUACUGGAAUAUUAAAAUUAACAGAUUUUGGUUUUGCUAAAGAAACUACCAAUUUUAAUUCCCUCCAGACACCUUGUUACACUCCCUAUUAUGUCGCUCCAGAAGUCUUGGGACCUGAAAAAUAUGAUAAAUCGUGUGACAUGUGGUCUUUAGGCGUAAUAAUGUAUAUACUUGUUUGUGGCUUUCCACCAUUUUAUAGUAAUCAUGGACUUGCAAUAUCUCCGGGUAUGAAGAAAAGGAUACGAGCAGGCCAGUAUGAUUUUCCCAAUCCAGAAUGGGAAAAUGUUUCUAGUGAUGCUAAAGAAUUGAUCAAAGGCUUAUUGAGAACUGAUCCUGCAAAGCGAUUAACUAUAGAGGAAGUAAUGAGUAAUAAAUGGAUAGCUCGUUUUGCAGAAGUGCCACAGACACCUCUUCAUUCAAUUAGGGUACUUCGAGAAGAAGAAUAUGCUUGGCCAGAUGUCCAAGAGGAAAUGACAAGAUCUCUAGCUACCAUGAGGGUGGAUUAUGACACUGUUCACCUUAAGAACCUAGAUAAAACAAAUAAUUCUCUACUUAGCAAAAGGCGACAGCAUCCAAAAUAAAGAACUGACUUAAAUUUGUGCCAUACACUUAACUGAAUUUCAUUAUAGAAUUCUUAUAAUGCAUCUGUGCUUGGUAUUGUAGAGUGUAUCUGCUUAAGCAGUCUGUAUUUGCUGCUUCAAAUUUUGCACUUUUUUUUUUUUUUUUUUUUUUUUUUUUUGCGUGUAUGUUGAUUAGCUAAUGUAUUUUUUCUAACAAUUCUAUUACUGUUAUAGAUAGAGCAUAUAAAUUUUCAUGUUUUCUUUUUGAGUGUCCAAUUUAAUCAGACAUACUAUAUAAAAAAUUAUUGCAAAAAUUAUAAAUUUCUUUUUAUGGGAUUUUAAGAAUUAGCAAUAUUUUUAACAAAGCAUUUAUUCUUUAUAAUAUGUUCAAUUUUAUAUUAAUUUAUUUAUUUGUAUAUAUUCUUAAUUUAUGAUAAAUGUUUUCAUGGAAAUUAUAUUUUCAAAAUUAUUAAUAAUAAAAAAAUUUUAGAAUUUUUUUAAUAACUUAUAGCACUUGUUUUUAUCUUUUGCAUAAUGAUAUUUAUUGAAAGUGAGCUAAUUUAUCUUAAAAGUACGUUUAGAUACUAAGAAAUCUAGUGCCAUUUUGUUAUUUAUAUCAUAGACUUCAUGCAUGUAUGCAUAUGCUUUAUACACAUAUCCAUGCAUAUGUUAACAUCUGUAAAAAUGUAGGUACUUUUUUGUCAUGUAGCUGCCAUGCAUGGUGUGUAUCCAUAAUGGAAAAGUACCGUGGUGUGUUUGACACACACAUAAACAUAGGUCAAAAGGUAUGGCAGGUUCACGAUGGAAAAGUGCCUGAAAUAUUUAAGGAAAUUGUUAAGACAUUUUAUUUGAUCCACUGAUAUUUUUUUUAAUUAUCAGAUAUUUUUAUUUAAAUAACAGUUAUGUGCAAAUAACAGAAAAUUGUAUUUUCAAAUAUUUGAUAUAAUGCAUUUUUAACUAAAAUGAAUGUAUAUGGAUUAUUUUAUUUUUGGUUAAAGUAAUUCUUAAAAUUAUUUCAGAGUAGGUUUUGAUUGAUUUAAAAACUGUGUGGUCAAACUCUUUAAUAUGUCAUGGUUGGGAUUGAUUAAAUGUGGUGUAAGUGGAGUGACUUGAAAGCAGAGUAAAAAAGAUUUAAAAUGUAAUCUGUAUGCGGAAAAAUAUUUUAGUUACAUACUUCUGAUUUUUACCUUAUUUUAAAACGUCAGUUGAUUUGAAUUUUAUUGCUUGAACUGCUUUUUGAAGGUUUCUGAGUAUUGUACCUUACUCAUUUUUGUUUAAAGCUUUGAAUUAAUAAUGUUCUCAAUUCAAUGAAAUUCUAUGUGUACAUUUUCUUCUCUCUCUUUUUUUUGGGGGGUGAGGCUUGGAUUGAAGAUUUGAUCUAGAGUUACAAAAAGUUCUUUUGUGCUACACAUCUUUGCAAAAACAUAUUUUUUUGCAAGCUGUUUUUAUACUGUCUUGUCUUUGCAAGAAUAUAUUUUAAUGGAACUAAUGAAAACAGUGCCUGUUAUAAAAGAUACACGAAUGAUAUUUUUUUCAUAUACAUUAAUUACUUCUGCUUUCUAUGUUUAUGGCCAUCUUGGUAUGUUUUUCAUAAACAGGUUUUAAGAAUAUUUUUGAUGUUUAAUAGAAGGAACAAUCUACUGUCAAACUUCAACUUAGAUUACACUCAUGAAACUCUCAAGAAAAAGGGGGUGCACUUGUCUCCAUCUUCAAGGGUUUGGGAUCUAAGAACUGUCAGUUAAUGUAGUAGUGCUUAGUAUUGUUAGUCUUAAUGUUUUUAAUAAAGGUUAAGAAAAAAAUUUAAAAUAGUUUCUGUAUUAACCACCGCAGCCUGUAACAUAGCAUAUAACAAAAUUUAACACAACUCUUAUUGUGUACUCACCACCUUUUACUAAUUAAUAAUAUUUUACCUCCGUCCUGUAUUGUAUUUAUUUCAUCAAAAUUUGCCUUUUUGUUGUCUGACACUUUUUUGCGUGAGUCAGAAGGUCAAAAGAAUAUUUUUCUAGUUCAUUAUUUCACUGAAAUAUUUAGUAGAAGAACGAAAAUUUGCACAGAUUCUUGGGUAUCAACUAUGAAAUUUGCAGUGAAUAAGACUGCAAAAAUUUCAAAUUAUAAUUCAAAAGCAUGCAACAAAUAACAUCAUAGAGUAGGAAGCAUUAGUUUUGGAAGAUAUUUUCUGCUGAUUGUUGGUAAUAAAGAAGAGGGCAAUAACACUAAAUGAACAGACUGAGUUAAAAUGAACAGACUGAGAUUCUGCAUUAAGUAUUAAAAAUACAUAUAUUUAAUACAAAUAUAUUUAAAAUAGUUGGGGAUACACAAAUAGCUUAGCUGAUUGUUAGCAACAUUUGGACUUCACGGGUGAGAAGUUUCCUUGUCAGUUUUCAUGGAAGCUAUUUGACUUCCAUUAAGACCAAUAAUAAAAAUAAUUUUGUUGUUUCAGAAUAGUGAGUUUUUAAUAAAUGUAUGACUUUUCUAUGAGUAAUAAUGAAAAAAAAAAUUUAGAACAACAAAAUUGUGUAACCAAUUAGCAUGUAAAAACUCCAUAAUUUUUUUAAAGGGGCGGGAUUCAAGUUAGAAUAUCCUAAAAUGUAGUUGCUGUAAAACAAAUAUUUUAAAAAAUUGAGAGGGAGGAGAACCCAAAUUUUUACUAUACCUAUUUUUUCAGUCAUCUUGCUUCUUAAGUAAUUCAAAGUUAUAGGACUACGCUCAGAUAGUUUUCUUGUUUCACAGUUUUGAUGAUAAUUGUAACAGCUCUGCAAAUACUUGGACAACCUUCACCACUCUCCAAUUUGAAACUGUGUGUGUAGUUUUUUUUUUUACUAGACUCAUUUGUGUUUAUUCAUUUUUUCAGUAUUAAUUAUGUAAUUGUUGUAGACUGUGUAUUCAUUUAACUAAUAAACACAAGGAUUACAAACUGAAACAAGCUACUCCAUCUGAGGAAUCUGUGAUAGAUAGGCAAACAAAGAAAAUAAAAGGAUGCAAAGUAAUUCUUAGCUAUGGCAUGAAAUUUUAAACACUGUAAUGUUUGAAGGUCAUGUUUCAAAAAAACCAGGUUCGUUAGUGCCAUAACUGCCAAAAAUGGCAUAAUUUGUCAGAGAAUUGCUUUUUUGAACCUCGAUGUGUUAAAUGUGUGGAAAAACAAAGAAGUGUUGACUGCCCAAUUAAAGGUAGAACUGAGGAACUCAAGUGGGUGAACUGGCUUGGAAAUCACCAUUCAUCAUAUUGUGGUUGCAUAUAAGUUUCCUAAAUAUAAGCAACCUCAUAGUAGGAAAUAACAGUUAAAACCUGGACUCAGUUUUGCACAGGCACUUACUACUGGAAACAAGCCUAAUAGUGCAGUUAGAGAGGACAGAAAUCUGAAAAACGCCCCAGUUGCUGAAUUUCCUAAUAAUGCAUUUAAAUUUGAAAGUAAUGAUAGAUAUCAUAACCUAGAUAAUUCAAAUACCUUGAGCACCAACAGCUCUGAUACGCUUAAAUUUUUAAAGUGCAUGAAGGAAAUACAUAGCAUAUUUGGCCAGGGUAAUAUCACCAAAAUGAUAAAAACUUUUAAGAAACAUAUACCUAAAUUGAAAUCUCACACAGAUAGCAUAGAUAAACUUUAUAUGUACUUUGAGAUGCUCUCUGAAAUUAGCGAACAAUGUGAAUACCACCCACUGCAGAAUCCUUAUGUUAAAUAAUUAAUUUAUUUUAUUAAUUACUAGUUGCCUCAGCUUUCAAUUCUCACUUGUCAAAUUCUUAAGAAUAUUUAGUUUAAAUACUUCAAAGAUUUUUUUGUUAAACUUAAUAUUCUGAUCUAGAAUUUCUGCUUGAUUUCUAUGUUAAGUUAACCUCUGCCCCUAUUUCAGUUCUACCAAUCUCAAAAUUUGCAUGGCUCUGAAAAUCCUCCCCCCCCCUAAAUUGCCUGCCAAUAGUUUUACUGCACUGUGCCUUCUAUCUCUUCCAAUGGUUUUAGCUCCUCAAGUCAGCUGACCUCAUUUCUCUAAAAAAAUCAAUACAGAUACAAAAGAAAGGGAAAAUAGGGAAGAGAGUUUUUAAAGAAAUACAAUUUAAAAUAAAUUGAAUUGAAAAUGCAGAUAAAAAUUCGAUUUAAUUAUUAAUGCAUAAUUUAUUAAAUAAUUUACUUGCAGAUGUGCAUAAAACUUAAUAAAUAAAUAAAAGUAUUGCAUUAAUAGCCUCUAAAAUUAAUUACAAUACAUGAAGCUUUAAGCUUAAUAAUAUGUAGUAUAUCAUCACUAUAAUUAGGAUAUUCAAGAUACCAAAAAAGUAAGCCUGAAUUAUUCUUUCAAUAUUAUUUCAGUAUGAUCUAAAUCAGUAAUUCUCAACCUUCUCAAAGCUGCCAUGCCCUAAAGAGCAAAAAAAGUUCAAUGCCCCCCCCCCCCUUUGUGAAAAUCCUGCAAUUUAGGUAUGGAAAAAAAAGGGUUUCGCCUAAAAGGCAAAAAUUCUAAGUAAUUUUUUUCAUUAGACUUACGCACCAAAUUUUAUGAUUUAACGUGAUAGUUUUGCCUGGAAGGAAAUUUCAUUCCUUCUGUUAAAAGUGAAAGGACUAAUGCCAGAAAAAAUUGCUUAAGUGAUGUUUUAUGUUUAAAAAUUCUUUAUUCUUAAUUAUAUAAUUAAAAAAGGAAGAAAAAAACACUAAAAGAGUAAUAUCAAUGAAACAAUCAAGUAUGAUCAGUGAGAUGGGUGUGCUUAAUGGUUCAGAGCCAGUUUCUGAAUGUUUGGUUCAAUAUUUUUAUAGAGAUGAAAGUGCAAGUCCCUGCUUUUCACAAUUUGGAGUCGACUUCUCUUUUUUGUAUCAACUCUUUGCACACGGUAUGAGCUUUCCCUGAUUUAAAAA